AUGGGAUUCUCUGAACGUAGGUUCACGAAUAGUGCUGCAUUUAAGGGAUACAUUGCCACCGGUAUGGUGCCAGCUGUAUGGGUUCCUGUAGUUAGCCAUCUGAUGUCUCACUGCUUUGCUAAAAUAAGUAUUGAAAUUUCAUAUCAUUUGGAUAUGAUUGUAAAACUAAUAAUUGCGUAUCCAUAUCAUGUUUUACACACCGUUCUCAUGUAUAAAUUUAAUGAGGUAUGCGAACAGCUCUGCUUCGCCAUUCUUCAGUUAGGCCAUUUGCCAUCUCUGCCCAUUUUCCCGCUUUUAGAAUCACUCAUAUAUUGUGGAUACACUACUAGAGGAGCAAUGGAGCGGAUCUGUAUACAAGCUGAUGGACUUUCAGCUCCCAAAAUUUUUCGAACGAAAGGAAGCGAUGGAAAAAUUUACAAAAUCAUUUGGAAGAACGAAGACGUUCGACAGGAUUGUCUCGUCGAGCAACUUUUCUCAGUCGUUAACGGAAUCUUAAAUCGUUCAGAGCCUUCAGCAUUCCUGCGCACCUACAAGGUGGUCCCUUUAGAUAGCAAGUGUGGUAUCAUAGAAUUUUGUCAAGGGACAGUAUCGCUGAGUAAGUGGGUUUGCUUUGUAAAGGAGUCAAUGCGAACUAAUUUGAAGGACGCCGCCAGAACGCAAGUAAAUGAAGCGUCAAGGAUGCACUUUUUCUAUGAACAGCACAGCACAGUUCAAUCUUGGACCCAAGCGAUCGCCAAUUAUAGACGGAGUCUCGCCCAAUGGAGUAUAGUGACGUAUGUUGUCGGCCUUGGUGACCGUCACCUCAGCAAUGUGCUCUUUGAAAUGGACACCUGCAAAUUGGUCCAUAUCGAUUUGGGUAUGAUCCUAGAGUACAGCAAAAGAACAUUACCCAUCCCUGAAAGGGUUCCGUUUCGCCUCACAAGAGAUCUUUUGGAUCCGAUUCUUAUUGAAGGGACGGAUGGACAACUUCUAGAAGGGGCAGUCCGUACAAUGAGACUGCUCCGGGAAAGCAAGCAUGUUAUUCUCGGACUAGCCUCAGUGUUGCUUCGUGAGACAAUCUCUAACUUCGAAGAAGUGGAAUCGAGCCAAGGCGAGCGCCCCUCAUUUGUCUCGGAGACUGCUAUCGCAAGACUUCGCGACAAGUUGAGUGGAACGGAUGACACAUUCGGAGUAUUUGCUAAGGUUAAGUGUAAUGUUAAGGUGCGUCGCUUAUUCGCUGAAGCAACAAGCGUCGACAACCUUAGUCGGAUGUUUGUUGGUUGGAUGCCAUUUGUUUAA
Messenger RNA from Haemonchus placei, 1278 nucleotides. The record is from the annotation of a GenBank genome assembly. NCBI's taxonomy places the organism in Eukaryota, Metazoa, Nematoda, Chromadorea, Rhabditida, Trichostrongylidae.